GUACAGGUAGAUACCUUGAAGUUUGAAAACCGGGACAAUGCUAAGGGAUACCAUGAAGUCUUGGAAUGACAGCCAGUCAGAUCUCUGUAGCAGUGACCAAGAGGAGGAAGAGAUGGUUUUUGGUGAAAAUGAAGAGGAUUUGGAAGAGAUGAUGGAUUUCAGCGAUCUGCCCACCUCACUUUUUGCUUGCAGCGUCCAUGAAGCAGUGUUUGAGGUCCAAGAGCAGAAGGUGCAGACGGCAGGGGAGGCUCGGCGCAAGGCCUUCCUGCUGCCACCGCAGCCUGCCAAACAGUUCCUCAUCUCCCCGCCGUCAUCCCCGCCAGUGGGGUGGAAGCAGAGCGAAGAUGCAAUGCCCAUGAUCAACUACGACUUACUCUGUGCUGUCUCUAAGCUGGGGCCAGGGGAGAAAUAUGAACUGCACGCGGGGACAGAGUCCACACCCAGCGUGGUGGUUCACGUCUGCGAGAGUGAGACCGAAGAGGAAGAAGAUAUGAAAAACCCCAAACAGAAAAUCACCCAGACGCGGCGGCCUGACCCUCCCACGGCGGUGCUGAGGGAGCAGCAGACCUUCCCCUGCGCGCUGUGAGCUGCGCUGCCCAGCACUGCCCGGCCGCCGCUCUGCCUGCAGCUGCCCGGCCCUCCAGCCUCCUAUUGAUGCCCACUGCCGCAGGGUGCUCAUGCUGCCAGGGAGCCAGGCUGGAGCCUUCACCAGGCCUGCGCAGGAGGAGUAGCAGGUGGUUUGGAAUUCCACUGGUUUGGAAUUUGGAGUGGUAUUCUAAAUGGCACUUUAAAUGAAAGGAUCAGCCCCUCCUCCCCCCCCCCCCAAAGAUGUGUCAGCUCCAGUCAAUAGCAGAUUAGGAACAUGGCUUCCCAUCUCUGCCCUCUCCCUCUAGCAAUGAUCUUAAAUUCUCCUGAGACCAUACAGCAUGGGUACCCAAUCCCAGAUCCAUAGCACCCAGGCACUUCCAUCUCUACGGAUUUUAAAAUAUUCCUACAGUUUUAAUCUGGUGUGGGGUGGUUUAUACCAGCCAUGAUAGCUUCUAACUAGCACAUGGAUCAAAGGUUAAUAGUAAUUCAGUGUACAUGAUGUUUUUUUUGCAUGAAAAGAAACCUGAAAUGCAGAAUAAUUUCUAUCACAAGUAUCUCUUUCAUUACAUUGGGGAAGACAUGCCAAAUCUACUCUAUCAUAAGUAAGGCACAGAUCAGAGCCCAUCCUCCACCUGGGUCUCAGGAAGUGGGGAAGUGUGCACACAGGGCCUGUGCCUCCCUGGCCCCUCCUGAGCUGGGCUCCCUUAGAAGAGCAGGCCCACCACCAGGAGGCGUGGCUAGCUUUGACUGCCAUGGGUGACCAUUUCUACCUGUAGGGACACAGGGGCAAGCGGUCCUCACUCACCAGCCUUUGUCCCCACCUCCUCCAGCGUUAACUGCUAGUUUUUGAGGUUUUUCUAUGCUAUGCGUAUAUUGGUACAUGACUUUCAUAGUUUUCAAUUAGAGAAGAUAGUGAGAAGACAAAACUUUUCCAUUGAAACAUUUCCAGCCUGCUUGGAAGGAAAAGUCAUGGGACUAUUUUUCUAUGAAAUAGGGGAUUAUGACAGGUAGAUUGCAUUUUUCUUUCUGAUGCAAUAUUUUUACCUAGGCUUAAAGUUGGCACUUUCCCUUCAAACAGAUGGUUUUCCAAAUCAGGCUUCAGAAAGUGUUAUUUGAACCUCUUUGAGUAGAACAGCACCUUUGACGCUUUGUGGUCUAUUCAGAUUCUGCAAUCCCUCUUACGGUAAAACCCUAAGAAAGCAGCUGCCUGCCCCUUCAGCUGCAGCCAGCACAAAGAAAAUGCAGAGAAAAACCCAGACGCCACGAUGUCUGUGUGUUCAGUAACAUGCUUUGUGAUUGAUUUACUUCUUGUUAUGGUAGAGUUUGUUUCUGAGGAUUCAAAUGAUACUUUGCUCAGAGGAAAAAUAGCUUUCUUUAUUUUCCUUGCCUUCAGAAAACUUGAGGGGGCAGGGAAUGUUGCUUAGUGGUAGAGCGCUUGCCUAGCAUGCAUGAAGCCCUGGGUUUGAUUC
Messenger RNA from Dipodomys ordii (Ord's kangaroo rat), 2057 nucleotides. It is a transcript of the gene Rcan3, whose product is annotated as RCAN family member 3. Gene Ontology annotation, cellular component: cytoplasm; nucleus. Bases 38 to 586 code for a protein of 182 amino acids. Gene Ontology annotation, molecular function: calcium-dependent protein serine/threonine phosphatase regulator activity. The transcript has 3 exons. Gene Ontology annotation, biological process: calcium-mediated signaling. The record is from RefSeq and is a predicted model, not a curated record. NCBI's taxonomy places the organism in Eukaryota, Metazoa, Chordata, Mammalia, Rodentia, Heteromyidae.